ACUUGACCCGUGGACAUUUUAAGGUUGACAAAUCGAGAUGGUUCACGAUGAGUUGAGGGUCCGUCUGAGGGACGGCGGAUAUGUGAACUGGGUGAAAGCCGGUCAUUGCCUCCGCCUACUGAAGGAUGGCCUGCAUCCUUACACCGAUGUGGAGAUGAGGUCUUUUCACAGAGACGUGGUCAAUCACAACAGGCGUCUGCGACAACCGUGUCAACGCUUUUGCUCUUCGAAAGGGGACAGACUGACUUCGUUAUGUCCUAUCUGCUCUGAGUGGAGCAGAGUGAUAUUAAGACACCACAGACAGCCUGAUGCUACUGUGAACUGGGGAAACUGCAUCCCCCCUUCCUGGAGUCACAACCACUGGGAACUCGCUAAGGCCUAUAUGCCUCGGGGUCUGAUGAAGGUGAAGGGCUUUGCUCAGUGCGAUGCUUCAGCCCUACUCAACCUGAUGAACUACUGUGAUCACUUUAACGCCACAGAUCCCAGGCUGGUUAGAGAGGUGAUCCGGUGUAGGAAUGAGUUGAUGCAUUCUUGUGAUUUGCAUGUGGACAACGAGUGGAUGAGACGUUACCAGAACAGCCUGAAGAACCUGCUGCAGCAGCUGUGCCAUGUGUCGGAGCUGGCAACAGCUGCCCAAGAAAUAACCGAGAUGCUGACAGCUGAUUGGUCAAUAUGUAUCUCUGGGUUGGACCGCGUCGACGCAACCCCCCUGGACGGAUUUGAAUCAGACUCUGUCAGAGAUUGGGAGGCCAGUGCCAACUCAAUCAGCCAAUGGGAAGUUGAGUUGCUAAGAGAGAAGCUGGAUGAGCUGCUGGAUGAUACAGAGACACGGGACACAGAGCAGUUACUGAGGCUGAGUGCUUUCCUGCAGGCCAACAGAGACCUGGGGGAGCUGUUCUCUACAGAGCUUCAAGCCAUCAGCUCAGCGGAGACCAGACUAUGAGGAGAAGCGGAAGAAAGGGUUGA
This is a messenger RNA of Lampris incognitus (smalleye Pacific opah), 966 nucleotides long. RefSeq lists its product as uncharacterized. NCBI's taxonomy places the organism in Eukaryota, Metazoa, Chordata, Actinopteri, Lampriformes, Lampridae. The coding region runs from base 38 to 943 and encodes 301 amino acids. The record is from RefSeq and is a predicted model, not a curated record. The transcript has 6 exons.